GUGUUUCUUUUGGACCACCCUGUUGUUGACAGAUCAGCAAGGUGUAAAUUAAAUCAAAACAUUCACAUUUAUUUACAAGAACCGCGAGCAACAUGAGUGAGAAAAAGAAAGCACUUUUUAUUUGCCUGGGAAACAUCUGCCGAUCACCUAUCGCCGAGGCGGUGUUCUUAAAAGCAAUCGACACGGCUGGCGUAGCAGAUCAGUGGGAAGUAGACAGUGCGGCCAUAGGAUCGUGGCACGUUGGACGAAGCCCUGACCAUCGGGCUCUGGCAACAAUGAAAAAGCACGAUCUACCGUACAGCAACAAAGCUAGGCAGAUUAAAAAGGCGGACUUUGAGCAUUACGAUUACAUUUUCGGAAUGGACGGGGAGAACAUUGCUGAUUUGAAGGAACGCGCGCCCAAGGGAGACAGCAAAGCGAAAAUACUACUGCUGGGUGAUUUCGAUCCGCAACAGCCUGGUGCUAUCAUACGCGAUCCGUACUAUGAUAGCGGCUCGGAAGGGUUCGAGCAGUGCUACGUGCAGUGUGUGCGUUGUUGUGAUGCUUUUUUGUCCAAGGCUCAAAAGGGUGAAAUAUGAAAUGUAAGUUGAUGAUUUAAUUUAGCAAAUUAAAGCAUUCAACAUUACUGCAAUGGGAAGUAAAACGCAUUGUGAUGACCCUUUCAAGAGAUGGCGAAUAAAAAUAACAGUACGAUAUGAGAAAGUAA
Molecule: messenger RNA, 706 nt
Organism: Anopheles coluzzii
Lineage: Eukaryota; Metazoa; Arthropoda; Insecta; Diptera; Culicidae
Product: low molecular weight phosphotyrosine protein phosphatase 1-like
Exons: 2
Coding region: 93-578 (161 amino acids)
Biological process (GO): protein dephosphorylation
Cellular component (GO): cytoplasm
Molecular function (GO): acid phosphatase activity; non-membrane spanning protein tyrosine phosphatase activity
Source: RefSeq, a predicted model, not a curated record